GUUUGCCUAAUGGUCAAGCCAGUGAUUUCGGCUGGUGCGCUGCACGAGCUCAUCCGCCAGUCUGCCGCGUACCCUGCAUCUGCAGCCCUACGAGUCAUCGAUUGCUCGUGGCACAUGCCCGCCGCCAACCGCAGUGGUCGCAAGGAGUUUGAGCAGAUUCGCAUCCCAGGCGCUCAGUUCUUUGAUAUCGACGCGGUCACGUCGAAAUCGCCGUACCCACACAUGCUGCCAAGUGCGGAGCAGUUUGCGCAACAUGCUGGAAGCGCACUUGGCGUCAACAACAAGACGCACGUUGUCGUGUACGACAGCCAAGGCAUUUUCUCGGCUCCGCGGGUCUGGAUGACCUUCCGUACCUUCGGCCACGAAAACGUGUCCGUGUUGAAUGGCGGCUUGGUGGCCUGGAAGCAGGCCAACCUCCCUCUGGAAACAACCAAACCCGCCUCUGUUACCCCUUCCCAAUUCAUCGCCAAGCUGAGCCCCAACCUCAUGCGCGACUUUCCGUUCGUCGACAAGCUUGUUCGUGACAAGCAAGUGAGCAAGGACAAUGGACUCCAGAUUGUUGAUGCUCGCAGUUCGCCGCGUUUCCAAGGCACAGUGCCCGAACCUCGUCCAGGCCUCGCCGGUGGUCACAUGCCUGGAAGUCGCAACAUCCCAUUCACCGAUUUGCUCGACCCCAAGACGCAAUGCCUGCUCUCGGAUGACGAAUUGCGUCAGGUCUUUGCCCGCGCCAACGUCGAUCCUCUUCGCCCACUGGUCGCUUCUUGCGGCUCGGGUGUCACUGCGUGUGUCAUUGCGCUUGCUGCCUUCCAGCUUGGGAACAAGAGCGCGGCCGUUUAUGAUGGCUCCUGGACAGAGUACGCGUCGCAGCCUGGUGCGCUUAUUGAGUGUGCCAAAAAGUAGUGUGGCUGAAGGUUGAUUGUUGCCACUCUGAGUACAGUACAUCGUCAUUGCUCCAAUCGCC
Messenger RNA from Capsaspora owczarzaki ATCC 30864, 961 nucleotides. Its product is annotated as 3-mercaptopyruvate sulfurtransferase. The record is from RefSeq and is a predicted model, not a curated record. Gene Ontology annotation, cellular component: mitochondrion. Bases 10 to 900 code for a protein of 296 amino acids. Gene Ontology annotation, molecular function: thiosulfate-cyanide sulfurtransferase activity. The transcript has 7 exons. NCBI's taxonomy places the organism in Eukaryota, Filasterea, Ministeriida, Capsasporidae. Gene Ontology annotation, biological process: transsulfuration.